GCCUGAUUGGUUCAAUUUAUCACAUUGUGUUGAAGGAAACCAGCCCUGCUCUUAAAGCUGCGCAAGUAGCAGCCACAAGCACUGUCACAAUGGCUACAGUAGGAGCAGUUUUUGGAUUGACCACUUGCUUCAGUGCCCAAAUCAGGGAGAAACCAGACGAUCCUCUAAACUAUUUCAUAGGAGGCUGCACUUCAGGAAUGCUCUUUGGUGCAAGAGCUCACAGCUUUACUAUUGGUACCUCUGCAUGUGCUGGGCUAGGGAUUCUGGCUGCUCUUAUAAAAGUGAGCAAGAAUGAGGGCUGGAAGUUUGCACCACCUCCCCAGAUGUAAACUUUCAAAUGUUCUGUGUAAUAAUGUAUUACAUAUUAAAGAUGUUAUUGAAUCA
Messenger RNA from Alligator sinensis (Chinese alligator), 384 nucleotides. RefSeq names its product NADH:ubiquinone oxidoreductase subunit A11 (gene NDUFA11). Bases 90 to 329 code for a protein of 79 amino acids. The transcript has 3 exons. NCBI's taxonomy places the organism in Eukaryota, Metazoa, Chordata, Crocodylia, Alligatoridae. The record is from RefSeq and is a predicted model, not a curated record. Gene Ontology annotation, biological process: mitochondrial respiratory chain complex I assembly.